Messenger RNA from Penicillium atrosanguineum, 540 nucleotides. RefSeq lists its product as uncharacterized. Gene Ontology annotation, molecular function: transmembrane transporter activity. Gene Ontology annotation, biological process: transmembrane transport. NCBI's taxonomy places the organism in Eukaryota, Fungi, Ascomycota, Eurotiomycetes, Eurotiales, Aspergillaceae. The coding region runs from base 1 to 540 and encodes 179 amino acids. The transcript has a single exon. The record is from RefSeq and is a predicted model, not a curated record.
AUGUAUGGACUUGAUACGACCAUUGCUGCAGAUGUGCAAGGAGCGGUGAUUCAUAGAUUCCACGAAGUUGAUCAACUCGCUUGGAUUGGGGCCGGGUUCCCUUUGGAAUCAGUCUCCGUCAUCCUUCCAUACGGCUUUCUUUUUACGGCCUUCAACAUGAAGUGGCUCUACGUUGCAGGAAUCUUGUUGUUCCAGGGCGGCUCCGCUCUCUGCGGUGGCGCCCCGAACAUGGGCGCCCUAAUCUUCGGACGUGUGAUUGCUGGCGCUGGAGGAACAGGAAUAUACUUGGGAGGCCUCAAUUACUUCUCUGCCAUGAUAACUUCAAAGGAGCGCGGUGCAUAUCUUGCUGGUACUGGCUUCGCCUGGGCCCUGGGAGCGAUUCUGGGCCCCGUGAUUGGCGGUGGUUUCUCAGAUUCGUCCGCAAUCUGGAGACGGGGAUUCUACAUUAACUUGAUUAUUGGUGCCAUAACAGCCCCGGUCUACCUGUUCUAUCUUCCAGCAAUUCACCCAGCCCCAGGAAAUCCCUUAGAGACCGGCUGA